Molecule: messenger RNA, 1584 nt
Organism: Trypanosoma conorhini
Lineage: Eukaryota; Euglenozoa; Kinetoplastea; Trypanosomatida; Trypanosomatidae
Exons: 1
Coding region: 1-1584 (527 amino acids)
Source: RefSeq, a predicted model, not a curated record
AUGAGCAACCGGGAGAGACUGGUUGCCUUCUACCAGCGGCACAACCCUGCGAAGCUGGGCGAGGUCGACGCACUCCUGGAAACGUUUGCGGGGAGGGAGGAAUCGAUGUUUGCCGCGUUGCGGCAAAAGUACGGGGAAGCGGCGUCCACCGUGCGGAGCGUGACCGCUGCACCGGGUGCCCCCACAACUGAGGCCAACGCCGUGCACGCCGAGAUGCGGGCGCUGCUAGCCGACAUGGAGUCGGUCGACCUGACCCGGCUCCUGAGCCAGUUGAAGGGGCAAGCCACCGUGGAGAGCGACCUCCUGGCCCACACGCUUACCUUCAUGCAGCACUUCGCCACCUGCGCCCAACGCUUUCAGGCGUUGAGUGGGGACGCGCUGCAGAGGCUGCAGGCGGCACCAGAGGCCCCGGGCCCUGCGGUCCCCGCGGCAGUGCUCGCUGCGGGGGAAGAUGUGGCAACUCAAACGGAGCCCACCUCCACUGGGCGACGUGAUGCGGCCGUGGCGGCGGGGGGGGCGGCGACGGUGUCUGUAGGAACGCAAGCAGACACGGAUACUGAGAAGGUCCGCGGUGUGCCUUCCGCUGCGGUGAGUCCCACAAGCGAGCCGGAGUUGACGCAUGCGGCGGCGACGCCACCGAUGUACCAUCCCGACGCUGGGGCGCUUCGUGCUGACAUGCAGGCGGCUGUGGCGCCCGCAGCGUUAAACGUGGAUGCGGAACUUGACCAGCAACGCAGGAUUGGCACGGUGCACAGACUGAAGCCGGUGAACCACAAGAAGGCUGAAGUGAUUGGGGCACUCUUGGCAGCAGGGGGGCUGGCGGACACCGACUCCGUCACCUUGGAGCCAGGCGUGUAUCACGAGAAUCUGCGUUUUGUGGACAGCGGCGCGGUGGAGGUGGUUGCCGUGUUUCCUGGCGCGCCAGUGAUCAUCAAACCACUGAGUAGUCUUGAGCCCAUCAUCCGGGCGGAGGGCGGCAGGACGCGGCUGCGCCUGAGUGGGGUGGUGUUGGUGGAGAGCGACCUCGCAGGAGGCGCGCCCGCGGAGUUGCCCGCUGCAAAGAACCCGCUAGUUGCCGUCACGGACGGCGCGCAUGUGGAAUUCCACGGCUGCCACCUCUACCAGGGAAGCUGCGCCGUGGAGGCCACAGGGCCGUCGACCGAGGUCUCUCUGCACCUCUCGUUAAUUUCUUCCUGCACGUUUGCUGGCCUCUUCCUGCGCCUUGGCGCAACGGCGGCUAUGACGCAGUGCAAAGUCAAACUUUGCGAGGCCGGGGUCAGGGUGGCGAGCCAGUCCUCCCUGCACGCAAGGGAGACGGUGGUGGAGGGGAACACCACAGACGGCAUUGUCGCGUACGAAGGCGCAGAAGGGAAGUUGGAGCGGUCCAGUGUGCUGCGCAACGGCGGCAACGGGCUAUUUCUUUCUUCCGGAGCCACUUUCAUGGUGGCCGAGUCGACCGUCGAGUUGAACGGCCUCUACGGCAUUCAGCGCCUGCAGAGCUCUGGGCUGCACCUGCGGGACAGCGUCGUGCGCGAUAAUGCGCUCCUUCCCAUCAACGACGCCGAGGAGACGGUGAACCCGUGA